AUGACUACAUUUCUCAUCCAACCACGGUCGGCGCAUACGGCAACCAUUAUAUUUCUCCAUGGACUAGGUGACACAGGAGCAGGCUGGAAAGCAAUCGCCCAAACGAUUGCCCCUCAGCAUCCUCACGUCAAAUGGUGGAUACUUCCCACUGCCCCAGAACAGCCUGUUACGUUAUUCGGGGGAAUGCCGACCAACUCCUGGUUUGAUAUACUCUCAUUGAGCGAGAGUUUCGACGAUGAAGGCAGUGUUAAGACGGCUGCCCGGUCUGUGGAUAAGUUAAUAGACCAGGAAAUUAAUGCUGGGACUCCUUCAAGCCGCAUCGUCCUGGGCGGCUUUUCCCAAGGUGGUGCCCUUGCAACCUACACAGCCUUACACUCCACAAAGCAGCUGGGUGGGCUAAUCGGGUUGUCGACUUGGCUUCCGUUGGCUGGGCAGACUGAAAAAACCAUGUCUCCCACGACCAAGAUGGUGCCGAUUUUCAUGGCUCACGGGACCGAAGAUAAAGUGGUGCGCUAUGACUGGGGUCUCAAGUCGAGCAAUUUCAUGACGGAGAAACUUGGUCUUCGGUCGCGCAAAGCCCCAGAUUUUGGACCUGGUGUCAUCUUUAACACAUACCAAGGAAUGGUUCAUUCCGCAGAUCCACGAGAACUGCACGACUUGACUCAAUGGCUCAAGAGCAUAAUUCCAGAGUCUUCAUAAUUGGGUAGAUGUGAUAAUAGGAAAUGUUGUAAAGAGGCUUGCCAUAUGCAAUCAAGGAAUGUCUAAACGCUG
Messenger RNA from Cantharellus anzutake, 771 nucleotides. Its product is annotated as Phospholipase/carboxylesterase. Gene Ontology annotation, molecular function: carboxylic ester hydrolase activity; palmitoyl-(protein) hydrolase activity. Gene Ontology annotation, biological process: protein depalmitoylation. Bases 1 to 699 code for a protein of 232 amino acids. Gene Ontology annotation, cellular component: cytoplasm. The transcript has 6 exons. The record is from RefSeq and is a predicted model, not a curated record. NCBI's taxonomy places the organism in Eukaryota, Fungi, Basidiomycota, Agaricomycetes, Cantharellales, Hydnaceae.